UACUGCGCGUAUGAUAUAACCUGCGCAUAAUAAAAACAUUAUGUAGAGCAUGCUCGCCCUUGUACCUUGUUGUUAUUUCUAAGCCGCACGGUGCUUUACUGGACGAAUUCGUAAAUGCUGAUGAAAUAAAGUAACCCGAAAAGUCAAUUGUUCACAAUUCGCGUGGGAUUUUGGCACAAAUAUUAAUCGUUGUAAUGGACCGGGUGGCCCAAGAGUUUCAUCGAAAUGUCGCCUUACUUGCAGAGUUGGUCGCACCCCAUGAUGAAUUUAAAAAACAUUUCAAAGAGGGCAUGUUUGAUAAGCCUAACACAUUGGGCUUCAUUCAUGUAUCGUACUACCUGUUGACAGUGCUCUAUAAAGAUGCCAAAAGUAAGGUUCAGUGGCCUGUUAUCUGUAAACAAACUGAGAAUAAAUUUCGCAAUGAUGUUAGAGAAUGUUUAAUGGUCAUCUCGGGUGAGAAUCCUGAUCUCAAUUUUCCUCCCAUUUUUGCCUCUCAUCUCUUGCUGGCAAGAGGUAGUAAAUUCUUAUUGAUUAUGUGGAAGUUUUCUCUAGCAGUCAUGCGCACAUAUUUACAAAGAGAACACCAUACUGUUCUUCCUUUUGCACCAAAGUCAGGUCCAUGCUCAGAAUUAACUAAAACAUUUUUGAAAAAUGUUGCACAACAGAAUAAAGAUUUAAUCUCAAAUUAUCGAAAGGAACGAGAAAACAUUCAAAACGAAACAAAAGACUUUCAGAGUCAGCAGCAACAACGGCAGACUUGUUUAAAAGAUGCAACUUUGAGGAAAAAAGAAGAAUUGAAGGAAGUAAUCAAUAAGGCUCCAGUGAAUGAAAGUGCUAAAAGAAAGUUGUUAGAUGUUAAAAAUAAUGAAAUAAUAGAAAUGUGGCUUAGCUUCAUCAAUAAAAGUAUCAAAACAACGCUGGAAAAAGAUAGUCAAUCUUUAAGAGAGUUGGAUGAAUUUUUAAAAAGCAUUAACAAUGUUGUCACCAAUUUAACAGGCAAUUCACAAAUAUUAAAUGGACUGUUAAUUGAGAAAAUCAAAGUUGAACCUGUUUAUGAAAUGGUACCUCCAGAAGCACAGGUGAUGUUGUACAAUAUGAACUGUAAAGAUGGUUUCAAUUUAAAAAACCUUUUUUCUGUAUUCACUUCAUUAAUAAUGAAACAUCGAUUAACUCUAAAUGAUUCUUAUCUGAAAGAAUAUUCUAAGUGUAAUGUUCAAUUAGAAGUUAGUAAUCAUGAUUUAAAGGUAGCUAUCAAUCACUUCCAAAACUUGCAUGAUCAAGUCAAGUCAUUCUCUAUCAGUGGUAUCAAGAAUGGAGAAAUAUUUGAUGAUUCUCAAGGCAUUGAUACAACAAUGCCAGAAUUUUUACAAAAUAAAGUUCUGUUUUUACCUUCACCAUCAAUUCAAAUCAACAGCUAUUUUGACGGUCCAAGAAAUACAUAUCAAAAUCAGUUAAAACUUACUCCAAUUGAAGGUGCACAUAGAGAACUAUUUUCAAGACACAUACACAAUACAACAAAAGGAAUCUAUUCUUCUUGUAAAAAACCUCUUUUAGUUCAGCGAAUCAAUUUUGAUGAAUCUAAUGUUUAUGAUACAAGCUCAGAUAAAUAUUCAAUAUCACAAAAAUUCAACACACCUUCUAAACUUUUGAAAUCAAACUUCAAAAAUGUAGGAAAAUAUUCCCGCAUUUUUUCUGCUCGUAAACCAAAUGAUAGCAGAGUGAACAACAGUGUCAUGAUGAUGAUGUCAAGUACUGGAAAUUCAAUGUUACCAUUCAUAACAAAACCCCAUUGCAUAUCACUGAUGGAUUCGUGUAAUUCAAGUCAAGAGAUGUCACAAGAUCCAUUAUUGUUGAACCCUCAUUUAAAUUCAACCAUGGAUCCCAAAGUGAAGGAACAAAAGAAAAGUUCUCCAAAACCUAAUAGAAGACGCUCUAUUGGUGAUUUAGUGGAAAGGUACAAAAAAUUACUAAAACAUCGCGAUGAUACCAUACAACUGUCUGAUGUAACAAAAAAUGAGCCUCUGGGAGAAGAAUUAAUAAUAUAGUGUUAUUUAUUUAUAUAAUUUUACAUGUAAUGUAACAC
Trichogramma pretiosum is the source of this 2083-nucleotide messenger RNA. RefSeq lists its product as uncharacterized. The transcript is spliced from 8 exons. Gene Ontology annotation, biological process: spindle assembly. Gene Ontology annotation, cellular component: HAUS complex; mitotic spindle microtubule. Gene Ontology annotation, molecular function: microtubule binding. The record is from RefSeq and is a predicted model, not a curated record. NCBI's taxonomy places the organism in Eukaryota, Metazoa, Arthropoda, Insecta, Hymenoptera, Trichogrammatidae. Bases 195 to 2045 code for a protein of 616 amino acids.